AUGCUUUCAUCUGCCACCUUUACAUUUUGCUGGCCCUGUGGCGACAGCUUUGAGCUGACACCGACUAUCUCACAGUGCGAUGGGUUGAAGCAAUGUACGACUUGCGUUAAGAGGAACUUGAUUUGUUACUACCCCAACAACGACAAUAGUGCCAAUGAGAUAGGAGGAUCUCCUGCAAAGAGACGUGCCAUAGACACGUCGUCGGCGUCCCCUCAGGAACAGACACAAUCAAACCCGGCUCCCUCAAAACCAAAAGAAGCACCGAAGCUUCCCGAGGAAGAGAAGUCAAGUGAUCCAGAGGACUCCUUGCGUUCAUCCUCAACAAAGGUCGAGUCGGGUAUCCGAUCUUCAUCUCAACAGCAGGUUUCACGUCACAAACGAGAGGUCUCUGAUCAGAGACUGGAGUCGUCCUCGCGAAAUAGUACGAUCAGUGGCCCUGACGAGGAGGCCUGCCUUUUUGCAAUUACCCGUCUACUUCAUGAUUCCACGGGGCGUCUGCUCUAUGUGGGCGAUUCUGCAAAUCUGUCUUGCCUCCAUCUCUUCCGGCUAUGCAUUGAAAACACGAGCGGUGCAUCGCCAUUCACAACGGACCCUCGACAGCGAAACAUCGUUGAGAAUGUUGUCUCCUUACCGUCGGAUAUCAAACCGCCAGCACCAUUGCCUCCUCGCCACACUGCAGAGAUCCUUGUGAACUCUUUCUUCACUAAUACGGCCGGACUUCUCGAUAUCUUUGACGAAAAUGCUCUCAAGGGCGCGGUCGAUGCUUGCUAUUUGGAUCCUCUGUCGGCAGAGCGAUCGUUGAUAAGCCUUUUGAACCUGGUUUUCGCUAUAGGCCUCGUUCUCGCGACACCAGCAAGUGGUACACAUGAAAGCGUUAUUAUCGCGGAACUUCGCUGCAAGCGCUUUGAUAUGGCAGAGUUGUUUUUCCAGAGUGGACGAGAUAUUGGUGAUCUGUCUUCAACUCUGUUAGACGCUGACUUCCGGGCGAUCCAAGGACUGGUGCUGAUCACGGUCUACAUGCUUGCCACGUCCAAGAGGAACGCGGCAUAUGCCUAUCACGGCAUUGCGGUGCGCCAGUCGUUCGCACUAGGUCUUCAUCGCAUAGAGGCACGAGGGCUGUAUAUUACAAAACCCCAGUACGCUUCUCUUUGCAGUCUCUGGCGGAGCAUAUUCAUUCUCGACCAAUUUCUCGCUGCCUCUCUGGGCCGCCCACCUGCCAUAUCACUCGAUCACUGCCCUGAGGGCGCUCUAAAGGACCCGGCAGGCGACAGCCUUGAAGAUACAGAUCUUCACAAGAUAGGCAUCAAUGCUUCUGUCAACAGCUGUCUCAUCAUCAGUACUGUUCUGAGGAAAUUCUACUCCACUCGCAAGGUGUCAGCCAAGACAGCUCAAGAAAUUGCCAAGACAUGCAUCCAGUGGUCGAAAGAGCUGCACCAUGGGCUGCAUUGGCGACAAGCGUCACAGAAACGGAUCCCCCCUGCUCGAGGCAUGACGAUUCUACACGUGAAUCUGUUCUACUGCCAUUCAGUCAUUCUUGUCACCCGGCCCUUCUUCCUGCUCCUUUUCAUCAAGCAGCAGGCGACGAGAGGCACUUGUCAACCUCCCAAGAGUGUUCGAUUUGAGCAACUUGCGGAGACAUGCAUAUCGGCUUCGUAUCACACAGUACUGAUGGUGCAGAUAGCAUAUGAAGCUGGCUACCUGCCGCAACGGAACCCUUUUGUUCUGUACUUCCUAUUCGCGGCCUCCUUGGUCAUCCUCGGCAAUGAAAUCUCUUCACUGGUUCACAAGGUUGAAUACUCCGCUACGAUCUCGAAAGCAAUCGAGAUCAUGUCGAGUUGGGCGGAAGCCGACCCUCAGGCCGAGCGCUUGCGUUGGAUCCUGCUGGCUUUCCGGGAUGUUGUAGCCAAGCAAGCUGCAAACCCCGAGCGAACGUUUCAGAUCAUGGGAAAGGCUCUAGAUGGCACAGUCGCCAGUGGUGACCCCAUCAUGACCUUCUUCGCAAACUGUGGGAUUGCACGGAGCCAUAGCAUGGCAUUACUCAAGCCCCCAGCAGAGUUCAACGGCGUGCGUCAUCACUCGCUCGACUCCCUCACGGCUCACAUGCAUGAAGCUUCUGAGCCUGGCCCCCUGAGCGCCCCUCCGAGCAUCGUAGGCGGGGUGGUCCCAGCCACCGGUAUGGCAGGGCACUACGUGACUCCCACUGCAGAGCCUGAUGCAAACGAGACAUUGAGCACGGAAGGAUCAUUCGAUAUACAAAACCUCUGGGACUGGGCCGAUCCCAGCAGUGCCCAGAAUAUGGUCCACUGCAGCUCCGUAGGAAUGGACAUGCCAAUCCCAGGCACAGAUGCGGACGAUGACAGACUGGACGGCUACCAUGGCUACGGUGGCUUCCUAGGGACACACCUGGCUGGGAUUAACGGGUUCUACGACGGCAUGCACCCAAUUGCACCGCUGUACCAUACGGCCGACAUGGAUUGA
Thyridium curvatum is the source of this 2478-nucleotide messenger RNA. RefSeq lists its product as uncharacterized. The record is from RefSeq and is a predicted model, not a curated record. Gene Ontology annotation, cellular component: nucleus. The coding region runs from base 1 to 2478 and encodes 825 amino acids. Gene Ontology annotation, molecular function: DNA-binding transcription factor activity, RNA polymerase II-specific; RNA polymerase II cis-regulatory region sequence-specific DNA binding; zinc ion binding. The transcript has 5 exons. Gene Ontology annotation, biological process: positive regulation of transcription from RNA polymerase II promoter by galactose; DNA-templated transcription. NCBI's taxonomy places the organism in Eukaryota, Fungi, Ascomycota, Sordariomycetes, Thyridiales, Thyridiaceae.